GUUUGUUUCCGGCGCCGGCGACCCGUCGCACCUCCCUGUGUUGCAGCUUUAUUAUUGUCGAAUGAUUUGUCACUUUCAGCUGUUUAAUCCAGAGUUGAGCGUUUUCUUGGAGUACACAGUGUUCAAGAGGUAAAAUCAGCCGUCGAGUGGAGGGAUUGCGAGGAUGAGUGCGGACGGAGGGAAGCCGGUGAAGGUGGGCUCUCUGGUGGAGGUGAUCGGUAAAGGCCAGCGCGGCACGGUGGCGUACGUCGGCGCCACGCUUUUCGCCUCAGGGAAAUGGGUCGGAGUCAUCCUGGAUGAGCCGAAGGGCAAAAAUGACGGCACCGUGCAGGGCAAGUCUUACUUCACCUGCAAAGAGAAUCAUGGGAUAUUCGUUCGCCAGUCUCAGAUCCAGCUGAUUGAAGAUGGAGGAAGCUCGGCUACGUCGCCGGACACACCGGAGUCGGGCAUCCCUCGAAUGCCUCGGAAAGAAAUUGGGGAAACACCUGGAAAAGGAAGCAAACAGACCGGCCGCCCCUCUAGCACUGCCUCAGACCUCUCCGGAUCAGUCUUGGUGGAGAACGAACCUGCCACUCCUUCCCAGAGUGCGCUGGGGGCUCCCAUGAUGCCCCAGCCCAGCAGGACGCCUAGUGAGCCCCCAAGUGUCCCUGCUCCCUCUCUGUCCAGCAAAGAGGAGGAGGCUCUGCGCGCCCAGGUAAAGGAUCUCGAAGAGAAGUUAGAGACUCUGCGUAUAAAGAGAACCGAGGACAAAGCCAAGCUGAAGGAGCUCGAGAAGCACAAGAUUCAGCUGGAGCAGCUGCAGGAGUGGAAGAACAAAAUGCAGGAGCAGCAGAACGACCUGCAGAAGCAGCUUAAAGAAGCCAAGAAGGACGUGCGUGAGGCUCAGGAAGCUAAAGACCGCUACAUGGAAGAGAUGGCUGACACAGCGGACGCUAUCGAGAUGGCCACUCUGGAUAAAGAAAUGGCCGAGGAAAGGGCGGAGUCUCUGCAGCAAGAAGUGGAGAGCCUGAAGGAGAAAGUGGAGGAGUUAACCAUGGACCUGGAGAUCCUUAAACAUGAGAUUGAAGAGAAGGGUUCAGACGGUGCAGCCUCCAGUUACCAGGUGAAGCAGCUGGAGGAGCAGAACGCACGGCUCAAAGAGGCGCUGGUCAGGAUGCGUGACCUGUCAUCAUCUGAGAAGCAGGAGCACGUGAAGCUGCAGAAGCAGAUGGAGAAGAAGAACACAGAGCUAGAGACUCUGAGAGUGCAAAAGGAGAAACUUCAGGAGGAGAUGAAGCAGGCUGAGGCUACCAUCGAUGAGCUCAAAGAGCAGGUGGACGCGGCACUGGGAGCAGAAGAGAUGGUGGAAACGUUGACUGAGAGAAAUCUGGAUCUGGAGGAGAAAGUGAGAGAGCUGAGAGAAACCGUCAGUGAUUUGGAAGCGAUAAACGAGAUGAAUGACGAGCUACAGGAGAAUGCACGAGAGACGGAGCUGGAACUGCGCGAGCAGCUGGACCUGGCAGGAGCUCGAGUCCGAGAGGCCGACAAGAGGGUGGAAGCUGCGCAGGAGACCGUGGCCGACUAUCAACAGACCAUCAACAAAUACAGGGAGCUCACCACUCACCUACAGGAAAUGAAUCGAGAGCUGACCAAUCAGCAGAGUGCUACAGCCGAGCAGCUCCAGCAGCCUCCUGCCGAGCUUUUCGACUUCAAGAUUAAAUUCGCCGAGACCAAGGCUUACGCCAAGGCCAUUGAGAUGGAGCUGCGUAAGAUGGAGGUGCAGCAGGCGAACAGGCAAGUGUCCCUGCUCACAUCCUUCAUGCCCGACUCCUUCCUGAGGCACGGAGGAGAUCACGACUGCAUCCUGGUGCUGCUCCUCAUCCCCAGACUCAUCUGCAAGGCGGAGUUGAUCAGUAAGCAGGCCCAGGAGAAGUUCAACCUAAACGAGGACGUUACGGAGCGCACCGGUCUGCGCGGAUCCGCCGGGGAGCAGCUGAGCUUCGCCUCGGGUCUCGUGUAUUCCCUCACAAUGCUCCAGGCCACGCUGCACAAAUAUGAGCAGGCGUUAAACCAGUGCAGUGUGGAUGUGUUUAAGCGGAUGGGAACUCUGCACUCUGAGAUGAGCGUACACGAGCGUUCUCUCGACUUCCUCAUCGAACUACUGCAUAAAGAUCAGCUAGAUGAGACCGUGCAGGUGGAGCCUCUCACCAAGGCCAUCAAGUACUACCAGCAACUCUACAGCAUCCACCUGGCUGAUCAGACUGAAGACUGCACCGUGCAGCUGGCAGACCACAUCAAGUUUAUCCAGAGUGCGUUGGACUGUAUGGGGGCGGAGCUGGGACGCAUGCGUUCGUUCCUGCAGCCUGGUCAGGAGGGGUCGGAGCUCAUGCUGCUGCUAAAGGAACUGGACACUUCCUGCGGAGACGUCCGGCAGUUCUGUAAGAAAAUCCGCAGAAGGAUGCCGGGAACAGACGCACCGGGGAUCCCUGCAGCACUUUCUUAUUCUCCUCAGGUGGGCGAGGCCCUGGCGGAAAGCAGGAAGCAGCUGGGUUGUGUAGUCGCGGUGCUGCAGGAGACGGCGGCAGCAGGAGCGCAGCUCAUCUCGACCCUCUCGGAGCAGGAGGGGCUCAGCGCACACACACUCGAGGAUGGAGUCUUUAAAGCAAUCGAGCAGAUUUACGGUUUGCACGGCGAGAACCCACGCGAGUGCCUGCGCCAGUCCUGCAGCGCCGUCAUAGCAACCAUGAACAAGAUGGCCACCGCCAUGCAGGAGGGAGAAUAUGACUCUGAAAAACCGCAGCAUGUGCCUCCCCCUGUAGAGCUGCGCUCUGCUGCUCUGAGAGCCGAGAUCACCGAUGCUGAAGGACUUGGCCUCAAGCUGGAGGACAGAGAGACGGUCAUUAAGGAGCUUAAGAAGUCCCUCAAAAUCAAGGGGGAGGAGUUAAGCGAGGCGAACGUGCGUCUGAGUUUGCUCGAGAAGAAGUUGGACACGUCUACUAAAGACGCUGACGAACGGGUGGAGAAGAUCCAGACCAAACUGGAUGAGACGAACACCCUGCUGAAGAAAAAAGAGAAGGAGUUUGAGGAGACCAUGGAUGCGCUGCAGGCUGAUAUUGACCAGCUGGAGGCAGAGAAGGCAGAGCUCAAACAGAGACUCAACAGCCAAUCACGGAUGACCAUCGAAGGGUUGCGUGGAACACCAGCAUCUGGCAUCGCCUCUAUCGUCGCAGGAGGCACUCCAGGAGGUGCCGUCUCUGGUAUAGCAAGUGUAUCAGGUAGUGUGCAAGUAGUGGAUUCUCCUCUCCUGAAGCAGCAAAUGGAUGUUCAGAGGCUUGCGAUGAAACACCUGAAGAAUGAAAACUACAGACUCAAGGCAGAGAAGAUGAAGUCCCAACUGGCGUCUCUUCCUCCUCUGAGCGCACCCAACAUGACCGGUGUGAUGAAGGACGGCUCGCUGAGCGACGGCGUUUCCGGAAACCUGUACCGGAAAACGGACCUGCUGCUGAGCAGCCUGCUCAAGAUGAGCGCCGGCGUCAAAGUCGUGGACAUCACGGGAAAAACACCCGUAAGUGCCAGCGCUCAACUGUUGGAGCAGACGGCUAGGCUGCAGUCUCUCAGUGAUGCCCUGGACAAACUAAAGAACGAAGUAUCGGAGCAUGUAGUAAACCAGCAAGUGGGAGCUCGAGUUCGCUCCGAUUUUGCCACAUUCCCUUCAUCGACUUUCAUCAAGGCGGAGGGUGAGAAGAAGUGUGGCACCGUUCUGGUUGGUAAAGUGAUGAUCCCGUGUGCUCGCGGUCAAGAAAAAUCCCACUCCCUCAUCCUGUCGCAGCAUCAGCUUCAGCGCGUCCACCACCUCCUCAUGACCUAACCGCUUCAUUUCAUCGGACCACCUCCGUCAGGAAAAGACUUGCUCCGCCUGUCAGAAACACCCUUUUCACAGCACUUCCUGUUUUUUCUCAGGAACUUCAGUUCAGGCUUUCAGAUUUCUUCCAAACCAAAGAAUCACCUCUAUUCAGUAGCUUCAGGUUGUUCAUGCUCAAAAGGCUCGGCUGUUAGAAACGUUCGGAUUGGGUUCACUUUGGAGAGUUUGUUUUCUUAAAUUCAAAAGAUUUUGUCCCAUUAAAAAAAAAAAUCUAAAUGGUUAAAACACUACCACUUAAAAUUGUUACUACUUCUUACUUGCUUUCUGAUGACUCUGGCUUUUUUUAAUGUCUCAUUCUUGACCUGAGAUCUGUUUAGAAAUUCUUAUGCAAUUGUCAGUGGUCAAUGUGGUUUAAAUUUUAAUCAAGUUUGUGGGGGAAAAAAACGGAUUGUAUGUUCUUUAUGUUUGUAAUUCUGGAUUCAGGUUCCUAAAAAACAAGGUAUUUACAUAUUUAUGCAAUUCUUUUUUUUUUUCUGUUUUGGAAGCGGUUCUUCUAAAAAUCACUCCUUUUUAAAAGCUUGCUCACUUUACAAUAGUAUUCACAAAGGGAUGCACAAGUCUUUUUCAUUUUUAUAUGAUCUUAAUAUCCGAGCGAAUACUGUUUUCACUUUAUUAAUUACAAGCGGCUGGUAUUCUACUUCAGCUCAUUAGAAGCUUAGCGAACUAAUAAAACAAAAAAUGCUGUUUUUUCAGAUCAUAUUGGCACAUCUUUUCUGUUUAUUCACAUUAAUUUAUAAAAGGAGAGCACUAAACACGUAGUUUAAAUGAUGAUUAAAUGAAAAAAAUAAUAAUAUAAAUAAAUAAACAUUGGUUCACUUGCAUGUCUUAGAAAGGACCAAAUCAACACAAAGCUGCAGCAUUUUUUUUUUCAUAAAUCCUGCUCAAGAUUUAUAGAGAAGCAGGAGGAAAUCUGCCUCGUAAGAAUCUGCCAAAUCAUUCUAGAUUAUUAUAAAUGCAGCUCUUCCACUCGCAGAAUGUUCUUGGCAUUAUUAUUAUUUUUUGUAUUUUGCUGAUAUAGAAGGAAAAGUGUUCACACCCUUUAACAUCAUUUCAUCUUUGGCUAAAGUAGAUCUGUGUGUAAUGCAAUGUUUAAUGACUUUUGCAUUUGAACUUCAAUAAAAUAAAAAAAAAUCAAA
This is a messenger RNA of Clarias gariepinus (North African catfish), 5037 nucleotides long. It is a transcript of the gene dctn1a, whose product is annotated as dynactin 1a. The transcript is spliced from 27 exons. Gene Ontology annotation, cellular component: axon; spindle pole; microtubule associated complex. Gene Ontology annotation, biological process: nuclear migration; establishment of mitotic spindle orientation. The record is from RefSeq and is a predicted model, not a curated record. The coding region runs from base 164 to 3847 and encodes 1227 amino acids. NCBI's taxonomy places the organism in Eukaryota, Metazoa, Chordata, Actinopteri, Siluriformes, Clariidae.